UUCUGCAUAGACACGGAGAAAUCGCGUCCUUAGAAAUUUUAAUUCAUUUCCUCAACAAUUACUGUAGCCCUGUUGCACCAACUAUCAUAGUCUCAUGUAACCGCGACUUUCUCUAACUUUAUUGAACCUGCAACAAUCUCGUCCAUCUGAGUUUAGCCCAAGUUUCAGAUCCAUUUCUGAGUAAAACCAUCAAUCAAUUAAAACCCAUCUACCAAAAACCACCGAUUUUCUCUUAAUCCUCUCCUGAUUCAAUGCUGGUUCAGAUUUAGGAAGGGUUUCUCCGACCCCAACAAUGGCUGUCUCUAAAUUUGAGGGAUCGAAGCAAUACUAUGCCACAAGUAGCUUGGUUGUAGGUUAUGCUCUGUGUUCUAGCUUACUUGCUGUCAUUAACAAGUAUGCCAUUACUGAAUUCAAUUUCCCUGGCCUAUUAACUGCAUUGCAAUACCUCACCUCCGCUUUGGGUGUCUGGGUUUUGGGGAAGUUAGGGUUUCUUCACCAUGAUCCGUUCUCCUUUGAAACUGCAAAAAAGUUCUUGCCUGCGGCUAUUGUGUUUUACCUUGCAAUUUUCACAAACACCAAUCUUUUACGCCAUGCGAACGUUGAUACCUUCAUUGUGUUCAGGUCUCUCACUCCCCUUCUUGUUGCCAUUGCUGAUACCACUUUUAGGAGGCAGCCACUUCCAUCAAAUCUCACUUUCAUUUCUCUUGUUAUUAUCUUGGCUGGUGCAAUUGGGUAUGUGGCCACUGAUUCAGCUUUUACAUUGACUGCUUAUUCUUGGGCUUUUGCUUAUUUGAUAACCAUCACUACUGAGAUGGUCUAUAUCAAGCACAUGGUUACCAAUUUGGGUUUGAACACCUGGGGCUUUGUCUUUUACAAUAAUCUAUUGUCUUUGGUUAUGGCUCCCUUCUUUUCGUUUAUCACUGGGGAGUACAUUGAAGUUUUUACCGCGGUUCAAGGAUCUAAUUCUGGUUCUUGGAUUGGGUCUGGAGCCUUUUUUGCAGUUGGGUUAUCUUGUGUUUUCGGUUUAGCAAUAAGUUUCUUUGGAUUUGCGGCGAGGAAGGCCAUUUCAGCUACUGCUUUUACCGUCACCGGCGUCGUGAACAAGUUUCUCACGGUUGUCAUUAAUAUGUUGAUUUGGGAUAAGCAUGCUAGUCCAUUUGGUCUUGUUUGUUUGCUCUUUACCCUUUUGGGGGGAGUUUUGUAUCAGCAAUCGGUAACUAAGGCACCCCCAUCUCAGCAUGAGUCAACAGGGGUGAAGCAAUCGGGUGGUGUCGAUGGUGAUUCUUCAGGCAUUGAUCAAGGAAAGGGAUUAUUUGGUAAACUUUCUGAUGUUUGAUUAAUGCGACAAGGAUAAUCUACACGUGAGGGAAGAAAUUUCAGCUAUUUGAAAUUUCAGCUAUUUGAGGGAGGUAAUGUUCAAGCCUUGUGUGGCAUAAAUGGAGAUUUUGCUUCUGGACUAAUUUACACUACUGCAUAAAGGGUGUAUUUUUGUAUCCCCUCCCCCUUGAUCAUUGACAAUGUCGAGAACAAUUGUCAUAGUGUAUUUUUGUAUCCCCUCCCCCUUGGUCAUUGACAUUGUCAAGAACAAUUGUCAUAGAAUGUCUAAUAUUUUGGUUCCUUUUAUUUGUUCCUUGAAUUACUCAAUUUUGCUUCUGGACUAAUUUACACUACUGCAUAAAGGGUGUAUUUUUGUAUCCCCUCCCCCUUGAUCAUUGACAUUAUUGAGAACAAUUGUCAUAGAAUGUCUAGUAUUUUGGUUC
Molecule: messenger RNA, 1760 nt
Organism: Amborella trichopoda
Lineage: Eukaryota; Viridiplantae; Streptophyta; Magnoliopsida; Amborellales; Amborellaceae
Product: GDP-fucose transporter 1
Source: RefSeq, a predicted model, not a curated record